ACCAGCCAGCACGCAUCAGACAGGGCAGGGAGUCCCAGACUGCGUCGGCUAGACGCGAGCGGGCGGCGGCGCAGCUGGCGUCGACCCAGGGACGGGGUCGGGGACGCCGUGUGCGCGUUCCACAGGACUUGGUGGAGAGUUCAUCUGCUUCAGGCUCUAGGAGUAGGCUGGCUCGGGUAUCUUCUUCCCGCCAGCGAGAGGAGGAGGAUGAGGAUGAGGAGGAGGUGAUACCGGAUGUUGACCCUCCAGUCGGGGAGGAGGAGGAGCAGGAGGAGCAGGAGGUGGAUAACUAUCCGGGAGGGCCUUUUGACACUUCCCUGCUGAUUCACUACCAGGAUCACGUCGCUCGGCGGAUCUGGGAGGGAGAGGAGAGAGAGCCAUUGAAAAUGGUGAACCACUCCAGGAAGAUUUUCGGUCUGUUUAAACCAGCAGCUCAGUGGUUUAACGACCAUGUGCGAGGUUCAGGGCUUAGCGGGCUCUGCAUGACCGGGUACACCACCAUCAGCACCGGCAUGCAGGGGGCAUUUGUGGAGCGCUGGCACAAGGAGACGUCUUCUUUCCACUUGCCGGUGGGGGAGUUGACGAUCACCUUGCAUGACGUCCAGUGUCUUCUCCACCUGCCCAUCAGGGGGUGGCUGUUGGACCACUCCAGGAUCCAGAGGGUCGAGGCCAUUGAGUGGAUGAUGCACUAUUUGGGCAUGCCGCACGAGGUUGCUCACCUGGAGUGCGUCUCGACUUCUGGGUGUUGUCGCUACCGCGAAAAAUGGAUCAGAGUCGCCACUAAUAUAUUUAUCCCAUCGCGGGAAAGGAAUACCAGGAAACCUAACUCAGAAUAAGAACAAGGUCUUUCGACCAGAGAACAGGGCACGGGAGUCGGUUACGCGAGGGGAAGGUGUUAGCACCCCUCACGCCCAUCGUACUCGAUGGUAUCCACCUAUGUUUGUUUCUAUCUAAAGGGUGUAUACUAUGUCUAAACCUAAAUGCGAAUGAAUGCAAAAGAAAUACGGGGAAAAGAAGGAAUUAUUUACAAGUGUGUUCGCUUAGGCCCCGCGACCCAAUGCCUACGUAUCCUUUUCAGGAAUCAGAACGACCGUAGUUCGGCUCCAUAGUUUCCAUUUGUUUUGUGUUUUUUAGUUGAACAGCGGUUAAGGUCACAAUCCACGAUGCUCGACCUUUGGAGACUUAUACGCCUAUUUUUGGAAAGGACUUAACUUGUUCUUAAGCGCCUAACAAGGCAAAAGAAAAUGAACUUGGGUUUGUGUUUUUU
Vicia villosa (hairy vetch) is the source of this 1267-nucleotide messenger RNA. RefSeq names its product protein MAIN-LIKE 1-like. NCBI's taxonomy places the organism in Eukaryota, Viridiplantae, Streptophyta, Magnoliopsida, Fabales, Fabaceae. The transcript is spliced from 2 exons. The record is from RefSeq and is a predicted model, not a curated record. The coding region runs from base 387 to 836 and encodes 149 amino acids.